Drosophila navojoa is the source of this 1274-nucleotide messenger RNA. RefSeq names its product Kinetochore and EB1 associated basic protein (gene Kebab). The record is from RefSeq and is a predicted model, not a curated record. NCBI's taxonomy places the organism in Eukaryota, Metazoa, Arthropoda, Insecta, Diptera, Drosophilidae.
AGACAAAUUAAUUAAUAAUAGAAAUGGAUUUUAAGCAUUCACAAUCGUCAACUGACGAUCCAGAGAAGAAUGCUAUCCAACAACUGAGAAGCCCCCCUAAUCAUUUUGGGUGUUUUACAGAACCGCGUCGAAUUGAGGAGCUCUUAAAAUCGCCACUGCAUUUCAAGGAAGUCGCAAACUGCCCAUCUAAAUCGUUGAAUGCUUUUGGCUCUAGAUGGAAAGGUAUUUGUAUGCAACCACGAUCUACAAAGGAGUUAAAACAGUCUCCGCUGCACCUUGUGCCGAAGCACGUGCUUCCAAGAUCUGCAUCAAAAUCGCAUCUGAAGGAAUGUGGCCGUCCAUCUGGACGUAAGCUAGAUUUUACCAAGGAAAUUUUGAAUCAAAUGGAGAGUCGUAUCGUAUCUUAUCUAAAGAGUUUAAAGGACUUUCAAACGAUCGUACAAUCAGGACUCCAAAAAGUGAGCCUAAACGACUAUAUGCGCAUUUUGAGUCAUUUGUUGACAUUCACAGGUAUUCGGCUAAAACCCCUCGACAGGGAUAAUCAAAUAGAGCAGUCGAUUCUGGCUAUGCGUCAGCUGAAAUAUCCUUAUAGAGUGAACAAAUCUUGGAUGUUGGUGCCCAGUUCAUCGUUCCAAAAUGUUCUGUUGCUAUUUGAUUUUCUCUUGGACUUUGCACCACAAACAGAUGAAUCUUUCGAUUUGCAAGUAGGGGGACUCAUAGCCUUUAAUAAAAAUGAGCUAUCUGAUCGAUCAGACGUGCGGCUGAAGCAGGAACUUGUGGAUAUAGAGAGUCAGCUAUUAGGACAAGCUCAAGAAAAUGAUUCUAUCAGCCAACAGUUGGACCACAAGUUGCAAUUUAAAGCCGAAAUACAAGCUGAGCUAAAUGGAGAACAAGAAAAGUUAAAUGCGUUGCUUCAGAAAAGUGCGAAACAUGAACUGAACAUGGGAAGACUAUGCCUUCAAAUAUGGCGGAGCGAGAAGCAGCGAAAAGAAUUAAAAAACCGAUUGAGCCAGGAGUUAAGCAGUCACCAAGCAUAUAGCCAUAUAUUGGAAGAAUCUAACAAUCGACGGCUACUUCAUUGCAUUAAAGCUCAAGAGCUAUCUGAGCGAACGUGCAAAGAGCUUAAAAAUAAAAUUGGAACUUUCAAUUUCCAUAUGCGCCAGUUAUAUAAUAUUUUUGGAAACCAUUUUAACUGGCUUGAAUUGCCUUCGGCGCCCACCUUACCUGAAAUUCGAAACCGUCAACUUCAACUUAAACAGCGACGUCAGCAAAUU